ACAAUGCGCGCUUCACCAGGCGAGGACCACAACAGCUGUAAAGUAACUUGACGAAAUAAAAACGACAUAAGAAAACAAAAGUUAUUAUUUGACCUUGCUUGUCUUUGAAUAGCUUGCUUUCUGUUUCUUGGGAUACGUGUUGUUGUAUGGAAUGUACGAGUUGUUGCUUUCUCACAAGGAUUGAUAAAUGAUAAACGGUUCGGAUGUUCGCGCGGAUGGUUCACGAAAAUGAACACAGAUUUUAAGAAGCCUCCUCUUGCUCCUAAACCAAAGCUUGUGAGUCACCUCUCCUUCAAGCUGCCAUCCCCACUCAUGUCCCGGCCCUGCUCCUCAGCCAGGGGCCCCAAACCUCCCAUUGCCCCCAAACCCAAAGUACCACAUGACAUUGAGGGGCGUGACUCUUCCCUGUUCUCCAACAACAGCCAGGAGGGGUGCGCCAACAGGGACCUGCUGCCCUCAGACGAGGAGCUGGACCAGGAGAACGAGCCAGAGGACUCUCUGAGUGGAGGGGAGGGGCUAGAGGGGGAGCCAGUGGAAACUCAGUAUUCUUCAGACACUCUCAGUUCAGGGGUCAACGAGAAUGGGUAUGAAGAGCAGAGGGAACAGGAGGAAAAGAUGAUGCAGGAGGAAGAGGAGGACUGGAGUUUAACUGACAGGGUUCAAACAGAGGAGGUGGAUUCUUUGGAAAUGCUGACGGUCAGUAAUGCUGGAUUCACAAUUGACUCAGAGGACACGGUGGAGAUGAUCGAUUCGUACAUCAAUGAUGACAUCGACGCUGAGGGCAGCUAUGCAGGCGAGGCGCUGGCCGACAAAGAUGGCCUCUCAGUGUGCAACCUCUCCAUAACCAGCAUUGAGGAGGAGGAGUCAGCAUGCUACCCCUGUGAAACUGGGCCUGGGAAAGAGAAGAGGGAUGUAGAGGAGGAGAGGGAGCAGGAGGUGGAGUGCCGAAGAGAGGAAGAAAAAGAAGCAGCUGAUAGCACAGCAGACGAAGUAACAGAAUCUCUUUCUGAGGAACCCAUAGCUCUCAUCAAAGACAACAAAGAUGACCUUGUUACCCAAGAGCCUUCAUUCUUCAAGGAGGAUGAGGAGGAAGCAGAGGAAUCCUUACCUAACCCUGGUAGUCCUCACAAUGUCCUACAGGAGGACGAUGGAAAUAAUGUAAUUGGUCCCUCAAAUGAGAGAGUAGAAAGGUACCAACCAUUUUCCAUCAUUGACGAAGACCCCAUGACUAUUCAGUACAAAAUGGAAGGAGGUGAGUGCCAACUAAGCCACCAUAAAGCAAAUCAACUCUUUGAGACAGAGGAAGAAGCAGCUGACCCCAGCCUGGAGCCUUAUUACAUCUCAACUGAGGACAUCGUGAACCCAGAGCAGAGCCCCACAGAGGGCAAAGUUCACAGAUUGGCAGAAAGUGAGAGCACUCCGGAGGAAUCUUCACUGGCCACCACAGAAACCAUGGAACCCAGUAAGUAUUCAGCCAUAGGUGACAAUGACUCGCUGUGUGAUGACUCUGACGACAUGGGGAAGAUUGAGUGUGUCUCCUCUGAGGACUACGUUGAGAUAGAUGAUGAUGAUAAUGAUGACAGGGAGAACAUGACAGGUCCAUGUCAGAGAAGGAUGCCUGGAUUCCAGACGGUGGAGGCUUUCUUUAACCAGAGUAACAACCAGCCCCGUUUCAGGCUGCUGUCCAUCUCUGUGCCAGCGGACACAGAGACCUCCCAGGUCUUGUUGUACUCUGACAGCCAGCUGCGCUCCCCAGAUGACUCUGAUGUGUUCAGGGAUGAGGAGGACCUAGAGGGCCACAUCAUUCCCUACCUGGAUGAGACAACAGACACAGAAGAGAACCUCAGUGAUGAGCAUGUCUACGAAGAGGCCGGCCUGGACUCAGAGGGGGAGAAUUUCCUGCCUUUUGACAGGAAGUCCAUUGUCACCAGGUCCCGGUCACUGUCGGGGAAAGUGCCUGGUUAUGUACCUGAGACUGUCCCUGAGGAGGCGGGCUCAGAGUUCCAUGUUCAGAACAACUGCGAGGUGGGAUUGGACCGGAGGGGACCCGCAUUGAGCAGCAGCCCCAUGUUAAACUCAACCCGGGCCAAGAGCUCAUCCAAACCACAUCGCUUUCUCCUGUACCCCCGCUCGUUCUCCAUGAAGGGACGUGACCUGCCCCUAAGUGUGUACAGGGAGGGCCAGGGUUCCCCGGGGGAGAGGAGGGAGGACAGCCUCUCUCUGCCGUGUGUCACGGGCUCUUCUGGAAGCUUCUCCCAGCGAAGCCCCCUGCCCUCCAGCGGCCUGUCCACCCCUACAUCAAUGGUGGACAUCCCUCCUCCCUUCGAGCUGGCCUACAUCACCAAGAAGCCCAUCACCAAAAGUUCUCCGUCCCUGUUCAUCGAGGGAGACUCCCCAGACAGGCGGAAGAAGAAGAAGUCCUCCUUCAAGCACUUCCUGAUGUUGAAAUUCAGGAGAAAGACGGAGAGCAAGCUGCUGGUGGAUGUCAACGUGUCCUCCUCCAGGUCCUCCUCUGAGUCCAGCCACCACGGCCCUGCCAGGGUCCUUGAUUCAGACAGGCGCAGCACAGGCGGCUCCCCGCAGCUCAAGUCCUGGACAGUCAGUAAGCCCCAGCUCUCUCCAGAGUCCCCAUCCACCUUUCUGUUCUAUAAGGACGGGAAAAGAAAAAGGGGUUCUGUGGCUUUCCUCAACCGCAGCGUGGCCCGGGUAGAGUCCUUCGAGGAUCGCACUCUCGCCCCCUUCACCCCCCUCCCCCUGACUAAACCCCGCUCCAUCUCCUUCCCCAACGCUGACACAUCAGACUACGAGAAUAUCCCCGCCCAGACUCUCAACUCCGACUAUGAGAACAUCCAGAUCCCCUCUCGGAGGCCUGUACGACCGGGGACCUUUGCAGAGUUUUUUGAUCAUCCGAGUCGGGCGCUGUCUUCUGCCAAUGACACAGAUGGUUAUGUGGAUAUGAGUAGCUUCCCUGGGUAUGAGAGAAAUGCUCAAUCGUCUGAGCAGGAGCCUGAAAGUGCCUAUACAGAAGCCUACACCGUGUGCUCCCUAGCUGUUGGUCCCCCUGGUGGGUCAUCGGGUGAAGCGAGGGGAGGGACAGCUGAGGAGGAGGACCAAGAACGCACCUCUGAGGAGGAGGAGGAGGGAGGAGAAGAUAACACAUAUGGCAGACAGAGCGAUGGUCAUUCCAGAGCCUUCUACAUUGCCAAAGAGCUGGUGGACACUGAGAGAUUACAUGUGAAAGCCCUCAAGCUUCUCCAGGUGGACUUCAGGGAGGCGGUGGGGGCUGCAGUGGGGGAUGAGGGGGAUGCUGUGCUGGAGGAGGAGAGGCUAAAGGAGAUCCUCAACAAGCUGCCUGAUGUUUACACUCUGCACCGCAGAAUCCUCACCGAGUUAGAGAACCGCAUCCGACAGUGGGAAGAGAGCCAGAGGAUUGCGGAUGUCAUCCUAUCCAGGAAGUUGGAGUUUGUGGUCUUCACGGCCUACAUUGGUCACUACGACCGCAGCAUGAGCCUGCUGGACGAAAGCUGCCGGACCUCGCCCGCCUUCUCAGCCAUCGUCAGCCAGUAUGAGCAGCAGAGUCCAGCAGGUGACAAUGUCUCUCUGAAACACCAGCUUCUGCAGGUCAUCGUCCGUGUGGCUCAAUACCGCAUGCUCCUCACCGAUUACCUCAACAACCUCUCCCCAGACUCCAAAGAAUACGAAGACACACAAGCUGCUCUGGUGGUAGUCUCAGACAUUGCAGAUCAAGCCAAUGACAGUUUGAAACAUGGGGAGAACCUGCUACGUCUUGUCAACAUAGAGUACAGUGUUGGAGGCCAGAGGGAUCUGCUCCAGCCUGGCAGGGUGUUUGUGAAGGAGGGCACUCUGAUGAAGGUCAGCAGGAAGUGCAGACAGCCACGCCACCUGUUUCUGAUGAAUGAUGUGCUGCUGUACACCUACCCUCAGCAGGAUGGGAAAUACAGACUGAAGAAUAGCCUCCCACUGACUGGGAUGAAGGUCAGUAAACCCAUCAUAGAGAAUGUACAGAAUGCUCUGAGUAUCGAGGGAGCAGACAUCUCCAUCACCUUGGCAGCCAGCUCCUGUAGUGAGAGAGAGGACUGGUUCCACACUCUGAGUCGGACAGUGUCUGACCACGCCAGAGGACCUGCCCCAUUCAGCAGCUGCUCUGGAGAGGUGAGGAGGACUUUGACUGGGAGACGGAGAAUACAGAAAAGUGACGCUCGCAAUGCCAGAGAGCGUCAGUGGCUGUCCCUGGGGGAGAAGGCUCCUACUCUGGUGCCUGUAUCCCAUGUGAUGAUGUGUAUGAACUGCACCUCAGACUUCAGCCUCACACUGCGAAGACACCACUGCCACGCCUGCGGGAGGAUUGUGUGUCGGAGCUGCUCCAGGAACAGAACCCCUCUGAAGUACCUGGAGGACCGCAUGGCCAACGUGUGUGACCACUGUUACAGCGAGCUCCAGAAGAGAGGAGCAAAUGUGUCUGGGGUGAGUGGUACUGACAGUCCUCGUUCUAAUCGCCGCUCCAUCCGCCCGCUCUCUGCCGUCUUCCAGAACUUUCACCCUCCCAGCCUGUGGAGACGCAAGGGCACCGCCUCUCUGACCCAGGUGAGUGUGUCAGAGGAGGGCUCUAUGAGCGGGACUCUGCAGCGCAGUAAGAGGAGCAAGAGGAACUGGAAGAGGCUGUGGUUCCUCCUCAAAGACAAGGUGCUUUACACCUACCAGGCCUGCGAGGAGAAGGUGGCGUCUGAGAGUUUGCCUCUGUUGGGCUUCACAGUGAAGCUGCCAGACAGGCCAGGUGGAGCGGAGACUACCAACGUCUUUGAGCUGUACCACAAGAAGACCCUGUACUACACCUUUAAGGCCGAGGACAGCCACACUGCUAAGAGAUGGGUGAACGCCAUGGAGGAAGCCACAGUUUUAUAGCAGUGGCCAUCUUGGGUGGGUUGUUGAGUCUGUAUCUUUGGAUGUGCAUCACUCACCUUCCAGACUUACCCUGGGGACCUCACUGCCACUCUCCUGCUACACAUAGCAGUGCCUCAGAAUGCCUGAAUGUAAAACAAAAAGGGAAGAGUAAGAGGGAGGAAUAUGUUAAUUUUGCCUUUAGUCAGCUGUGACGGCUGUGUCUUACUGUGUGUGGACCGAGAGAGGAGAGAAGGAAACAUGGUGUUCUUAAAGGAGGGGACACGCUCGCCUACUUUGUAACCCUCCAAUGUCCCCGUCCCGCUGCUACGGAAGGUGUGACACCCAGAGCCAAGUGAGGAGCUGGCACGGAUAUGUUCCGUUCUGGAAAAUUCCACCAAGACUACCUAUGACCCCCCCCAAAACACACACACACACUUUUCAUGGAAUUAACUACUCUGGAUUACUUAUAAAAAUGGAAGGAAAAUGGCAUGCAAAAGAAAUGCUGGAUUUAUUAAAGCAAAGAAGAAUAUGUUGGUUGAUAUCAAGCUAUCACUACAUUGACAUGUUUUUGACAUGAAGAGCCCUGAUAAGGGGUUACAUUUGAGGGUAAAGAAGACAAGACAGAAAAAGAACAUUAGCAGUAAGUGUGUUUAAACUGCAUGUCCUACUAGAUGAAGAAUCUGUUAUUAAUACACGUUGAACACAUGUCAACGUGACUGUAUCUUAAUGUGAUGUCAGAAGAAUCAGAUUGGAUCUCCAGGUAUUAUUACACCAUCCACCAAGGUCUGAGGUCGUAGGGUCAUUCACCCCUCCCGGGUCGACCCAGUAUGUGCUUCCAUGUUCACAGUGCAAUACAGCCUUUGUAAACCAACAUGGCGGUACUUUAAAAGAUCUCUAUUUACUGAAUGGACACCCUAUUUCUAUCCUUUUAUCAGAACACGUUUCUGCACUGGACUUAGCCAGCUUCACGUGCCUGACAUUUUGAAGCACAGGUUCUGCUCAAAGUAUGACUAUUGUCUUGUAUUGUUUUACAUUUAAUGUGUUUCUUAGCUACAUAUUUUCGCCAUGUACUGUAUUUUCUGAAAUGGCCUUACAUACAACAAUUAGUUCAUGUAAAUACAUAUGUAGAGAUUUUGAUUUAGCUUUUUUUGCACUCAUAAAAGAAGAAUGGAACUGAAAGAGCAAUGUAGUGAAGUGCACUCUUCUAAAUGUUAUUGUUUGAUCAUCUGUCUUGGUCAGCCUGUGCCAAACUCACUAAGCCCAGUGCCUGGAGUUCGCUCUCUGUGUUAGCAAACCAUGGAUAUAUCAAUUAUAUCAGAUCAAUGACAAAAAAGAGGCUUGUCCUCAACGUUAAGUUGCAUAAUAUGUCAAAUUCCUAUUUGUACCAAGCCUCAGCUCCGCCUUAUAAUGGGAGUGGUUUCCCUGAUGUGAAACACUGCUAUCAGCCAUAAUCACUGUAGUGGACUUUGAAAUGGAUGAGUUAUUUAUUUCAAACUGUUGGGGUUUCUCAAACAAGUAAAGUGGAUAUCCUUUGUGUGUA
This is a messenger RNA of Oncorhynchus masou masou (cherry salmon), 6442 nucleotides long. Its product is annotated as FYVE, RhoGEF and PH domain-containing protein 5-like. The transcript is spliced from 21 exons. Gene Ontology annotation, cellular component: cytoplasm. Bases 229 to 4923 code for a protein of 1564 amino acids. The record is from RefSeq and is a predicted model, not a curated record. Gene Ontology annotation, molecular function: guanyl-nucleotide exchange factor activity; metal ion binding. NCBI's taxonomy places the organism in Eukaryota, Metazoa, Chordata, Actinopteri, Salmoniformes, Salmonidae.